Molecule: messenger RNA, 1384 nt
Organism: Coccinella septempunctata (seven-spotted ladybird)
Lineage: Eukaryota; Metazoa; Arthropoda; Insecta; Coleoptera; Coccinellidae
Product: peroxisomal membrane protein PEX16
Exons: 4
Coding region: 210-1247 (345 amino acids)
Biological process (GO): peroxisome organization
Cellular component (GO): peroxisomal membrane
Source: RefSeq, a predicted model, not a curated record
ACAGCUUGGAAAUGUUUGGGACAAGUGUUCGUUCUGCUAAUUGCUUUUUACUCAUUGGUUUAACCAUACAAAUAUAGAAAUUUCAAUUCCAUUCUAAUUAAGUGACCCUCUUAUGACCUCUAUAUCUAGGAUUAAAUAAUUUUGAUAAUUAUUUUGUUAAUCAGUUUCACCCCAGAUUAAGAACCAUUUGGUAUUCCUUUUUUUAAAUCAUGUCUAUACCACUUAAUUUAUCUGACUUGUUCAACAGUUACAAGUCUUGGGUUAGCAAAAAUCCCCAAAUUACAACAGACUUUGAGACAACAGCUAGAUGGCUUUCAUAUUUUAUAGCAGGGCGGAUAAAUAGUUCACACAUUGUCUCUGAGUUAGUAUACUGCUUAUCCAACUUAUUGAUACUGUACAAUGACAGAAUAAUAUCUGAAUUGAGACAAUUAAACACGUUCAAAUCUGGAGAAAAACUCAAAUUAUAUUUGACUGUUUUAGAAUACUCAGAAGUAUUCUUGGAACUAUCGGCUCAGAAAAAAUGGGGUGAAAAGGGCAGAUGGCUUGUUAUCUGUGUAAUACAGCUUUUUAAGUGCAUAUCCAAAUUGAUUUUGGUACAUCAUUAUAAGGAACCAUUGAUUCAGUAUCCAGUGAUACCUGUUUUAGAGAGAAAAAAAUUGAACCAAGUGAAUGAUGGUGGAAGUAUUACUGUUUCAGAAAUAUGUCAGCAGGGAUCUGUAUCAUUCAAAUUGAAACGUUCAGGAAGACUUAUAAGAAAGGUUGAAGCUUCACCACCUGUCAAUCUUCGUUCUUGGAAACCUUUACCAAAGGAAAUCAACUAUGAUUCAGAAAACUUAGAAAAUGUGGAGCAAGCAUUACUCGAUCGAAUGUUAGCUGCUGAAACAAUUUAUUUAGUCAAACCUGUUGCACAUCUAGGGUCAAUGAUCUACUUUGGAGAAAAAAGUUGGACACCUUACAUUCUUGCUUUGAUGUUUGACUUAUGCAGUUUGCAGCUGUAUCAUUCUUGCGAUAAAACCAAGAGCAAUACCCUGUCUGUAAGGCAGAAAGUGAUACUCUCUAAAAGGACUACAUAUUUGAUGCUUUAUCUCAUACGCUCACCAUUUUUCAAUAAAUAUAGUAGAGAUAAGAUAAAUAAACUACUAAAUGGUCUAGGAAGUAAUGUACCCUUUGCUUCUCUUAUAUGUAACCAGUUGAUAAAGUAUUUGCCUUUUUAUCAGAGCAACUAUUUCUACAUGUGGAGCUCUUAAAAUUUUUCAUAUAUAAAAUGGGUCUAGGGAAGAAUAGUUAAGUGAUAUUUCUUUUAUUGUGGAUUGGACACAGAUUUUUCAUGUUUGUACUCAUAUUGGUGCAAUGGUAAAUAUAUUUAUACAUGGGAUAUUCUUAA